GCUUGAGCGAGCUGUGGGAAAGGAAGGAAGGGUUUUUUAGGUUCUCUCCUUCAACCGGUUCAUCGCUCUCUCUCUCUCUCUCUCUCUCUCGGCGUCACAACAAGAGAGAGAAAACACACACAUAAAAAACCAAAAACCUUCUUCACUUCUUCUUCGAUAAUCGAAAUCCUAUCCCCAAUUCACCGCCCACUUCCGCUGAUUCUUCUUCUUUUUCCCCUUUUCUUCUUGGUUCUGCGGCGGAGUUAUCCUUCUUGAGCGAUAGAUCGAGUUAUGCAGCAAGGUGAUCAGUCGGUUCUGAGCUUGAGACCUGGUGGCGGUCGACCUAGACUCCUUGGUCCUCGCUUUGACCUUUCAUCUUCAUCUUCUUCUUCAUCCUCUUCAUCUUCUUUUUCUUUCGGUUCAUUUUCCUCUGAUCUCCCUACCCUGCGUCCCCAUGCCGCUUCUUCCGCUUCCUUUUCUGUAAAGGCUGGAGAUUCACGGUUUGAGGGUCGUGAGCGUGUUCGAUAUACCCGAGAUCAGCUUUUGCAGCUUCGGGAGACUGUGGAAGUUCCAGAUGAUAUACUAAAAAUUAAACGGGAUAUUGAAGUGGAAAUUUUUGGCGAGGAACAAAGUUGGAGUCGUGGAGAGAGCAAUCAACUCAAUCAGUCUCAGAAUCGCUAUUCUGAGCCUGACAAUCGUGACUGGCGUGGCCGUUCUGCCCAAUUCUCUGCUUCUGGAGAGGAGAGGUCCAGGGAAACAAACCGAGACAGAGAUUUUGGUGGGCAUUUUGACUCUAGACUACAAGAUGCGAAUCACUUGAAUCGUCAAGAUUCUAACUCAUCUUGGACCCGAACCACUUCUAACCAAGGGGGAGGACCUCCUGCAUUAAUCAAAGCUGAGGUACCAUGGUCAGCUAGGAGAGGAAACCUCUCUGAUAAGGAUCGUGUCUUGAAGACUGUAAAGGGGAUAUUGAACAAGUUAACACCAGAAAAGUUUGAUCUCCUUAAGGGUCAGCUAAUUGACUCUGGAAUCACCUCCGCCGAUAUUUUGAAGGAUGUCAUUUCACUCAUUUUUGACAAGGCUGUUCUUGAGCCCACAUUUUGCCCCAUGUAUGCUCAAUUGUGUUCCGAUCUGAAUCAGAAGCUACCUCAAUUUCCCUCUGAUGAACCUGGUGGUAGGGAAGUUACUUUCAAACGAGUCCUCUUAAAUAUCUGUCAGGAGGCUUUUGAAGGUGCAGACAAGUUGAGGGAAGAGGUUAGGCAGAUGACUGCCCCUGAACAAGAGAGUGAACGCAGAGAUAAAGACAGACUUGUGAAACUUCGUACUCUUGGAAAUAUUCGAUUAAUUGGAGAGCUUCUGAAGCAAAAGAUGGUGCCUGAGAAGAUUGUCCACCACAUUGUCCAGGAACUCCUAGGACCAGAUAACAAAAACUGUCCGGCCGAAGAAAAUGUCGAGGCCAUCUGUCAAUUCUUUAACACCAUAGGUAAGCAGCUAGACGAGAACACUAAAUCGCGUCGUAUUAAUGACAUGUACUUUGGUCGAUUGAAAGAACUGACCACACACACUCAGUUGGCCCCACGAUUGAAGUUCAUGGUUCGUGAUGUUCUUGAUUUGCGUGCUAACAAUUGGGUUCCUAGGCGUGAAGAGGUUAAAGCCAAAACUAUAAAUGAAAUACAUUCAGAGGCAGAAAAAAAUCUGGGACUACGUCCAGGUGCUACUGUUAAUAUCAGAAAUAGUCGCAUUGUUCCUGGUUCUCCUGGGAACACUAGCCCUGGGGGUUUUCCUGUUAAUCGACCUGGUUUUGGGGGUAUGAUGCCUGGCAUGCCAGGAACCAGGAAGAUGCCUGGUAUGCCAGGAAUGGAUAACGACAAUUGGGAGGUACCUAGGGCCCGGCCUGUACCAAGGGGGGCAGACGUAUCUGGUAUCCAGUCUGCUGGACGUGGCCAACCAUUGGUUGGCAAAGCAUCAACAUUGAAUGCAAGGCUACUGCCCCAGGGUACCAGUGGGCUCAUUGGUAAUAAGACUAGUGCUUUAUUGCAGGGUCAGGGUGCGGGUGCAGGUGCAAGUGCAGGUGGAUCUACUACUCGUCCUGUUAAUUUUGGUCAUGGAUUGGAGCCCUCUGGUCAGGUUCAUAAACCUAUUACAACAGCAGCAAUCCUUCCACCUGCCGAGAGACCACAGGUUCCAGCUGCAUCUUUAAUGAAAGAUCUCAAAAAGAAAACUCACUCUCUUCUUGAGGAAUAUUUCAGUAUCCGGAUUUUGGAUGAAGCUUUACAGUGCGUGGAAGAACUCAUGUCACCACCUUACCACCCUGAGGUUGUAAAAGAAGCCAUUUCCAUGGCACUAGAGAAAAGCCCACCCUGUGUUGAAGCAGUUGUAAAGUUUUUAGACUAUUUACUCUCCAAGAAGGUUUUUACAGCUAGCGACAUUGAAACUGGAUGUUUGCUAUAUGCUUCUAUGCUCCACGAUGCAGGCAUUGAUUUGCCGAAAGCACCCAUCAAUUUUGGUGAGAUAAUUGGGAAACUUGUUAUAUCCGGUGGUUUGGAUUUUCAGGUGGUGAAAGAGGCCAUUAAGAAGGUUCAAGAUGACAGGUUCAGAACAGAUAUGUUUGAAGCUGUCUUGAAGACUAUUAGUUCUAAUGUUUCUGGGCAAGGUUUAUUGAACUCGUUGACAUCCGAUAUCGAGGACUGUCGAAGUCUAGCAUAUUAAGGUGAAUCUUAUUAUAUUUGCUUCAAGUUCUCUAGUUUCAGUCAUCAGAUGAAACUUCUCGCACUUAGUUUUGUUGUGGCGUGCUGCUCCAUUUCGUUUGCCUUCGUCACGUGACAAACAUGUAUUUCAUUAUCUGAUAAGGUGGCUACAAAGAACAGGUAAUUUUAAUUGAGUUGUAUAUUUUUUUCCGGAGUCUGUAGCAUGUUUAUUGAGAGUGGAAAUCGAACCCCAUAUGCCAUGGAUUUUGCUCUCCCAAGCAUGGCUAAAUCACGUGGCUGAAUAACUCAAAAGAGUGUUCCCUUUUAGGGAUCCUGUUAUUUUUAUAAUUUUUUUUCUUAAAAAAUAUGUUAAAUCUCGUCAUUUUUUAUUUAUUUGUUUCUAUUUGGGACUUGUUUACUGUUAAAUUGGGGCUAGUUUAUGCAUCAAUUUUCUGUUUUUUACAGUUCGAGGAAA
This is a messenger RNA of Benincasa hispida (wax gourd), 3141 nucleotides long. RefSeq names its product eukaryotic translation initiation factor-like. NCBI's taxonomy places the organism in Eukaryota, Viridiplantae, Streptophyta, Magnoliopsida, Cucurbitales, Cucurbitaceae. The record is from RefSeq and is a predicted model, not a curated record. Gene Ontology annotation, cellular component: eukaryotic translation initiation factor 4F complex. Gene Ontology annotation, molecular function: translation initiation factor activity; protein binding; mRNA binding.